Messenger RNA from Mesitornis unicolor (brown roatelo), 786 nucleotides. Its product is annotated as growth factor receptor-bound protein 7-like. The record is from RefSeq and is a predicted model, not a curated record. NCBI's taxonomy places the organism in Eukaryota, Metazoa, Chordata, Aves, Mesitornithiformes, Mesitornithidae. The annotation marks the transcript as partial. Gene Ontology annotation, biological process: signal transduction. The transcript has 8 exons.
UGCCUGGAGGACCACGAGGCCGUGGUGGAGGUGCAGAGCUCCUGGCUCCCAGGCGCUGACAGCCGCUUCGUCUUCCGCAAGAACUACGCCAAGUACGAGCUCUUCAAGAGCAACGCGCAGUCCCUCUUCCCUGAGGUGAUGGUGUCCAGCUGCCUGGAGGCCAACAAGAGCAUGGCUCACUCUGAGCUCAUCCAGAACUUCCUCAACUCUGGGAGCUGCCCCGAGGUCCAGGGUUUCCUGCAGCUGCGGGAACAGGGGCGCAAGGUCUGGAAGCGUUUCCACUUCUCCCUGCGCCGCUCGGGGCUCUACUACUCCACCAAGGGCACCUCCAAGGACCCACGGCACCUCCAGUACUUCGCAGACCUCACCGAGUCCAACAUCUACUACGUGACGCAGGGCAAGAAGCUCUACGGGACCCCCACCGAAUUUGGCUUCUGCAUCAAGCCCCACAAGGUGAGGAACGGGACCAAGGGCCUGAAGCUGCUCUGCAGUGAGGACGAGCAGAGCCGGAGCUGCUGGAUGGCAGCUUUCCGUCUCUUCAAGGUGAGCCCCAGCCCACCCAGGGCGUUACCGGGCCCUCAAGCACAGGCGCGGCUGAGCCAGCCCCCCUGGAUCAGCCCCACACCCUUGCGAAGCGUCUCGGACAACGCGCUGGUGGCCAUGGACUUCUCGGGGUGCACAGGGCGAGUGAUCGAGAACCCCAGUGAGGUGCUGACGGUGGCGCUGGAGGAGGCGCAGGCCUGGAGGAAGAAGACGACGCACCGAUACAGACUGCAGGAAGCAUAA